UAUUUUUAUAUAAGUAUAAGCAAGCCAUAUUACAACCAAAAGACGUAAACAAAUAAAUUUAUUUCAAAAUGAAUCCCCUAACAAACAUGAAAAAUGUGCUGAAAUUAAGCGAACAUGAGCUGCAACAUGGAGGAAAGAAGAGUUGGCAUGAUAUGUACAGGGACUCAGCAUGGAUUUUUGUGGCGGGAUUUCCAUAUACCCUUUCUGAAGGAGAUUUAAUCUGCGUGUUUUCCCAGUAUGGCGAAGUUGUUAACAUUAAUCUGAUUCGAGACUCGAAAACGGGAAAGUCAAAGGGAUUCUGUUUCCUAUGCUACGAGGACCAAAGAUCCACAGUUCUGGCCGUGGACAAUCUUAAUGGCAUUAAAAUCAUCGACCGAACCCUAAGGGUCGACCAUGUGGCAGACUACAAGCCUCCAAAGGAAAACGACAAGAUGAACGAGGAAACCCUGCGUCUGUAUAUGGAGGGUUGUGCUCCGAAACCUCAAAUUCAACACAUCAAGACUGAGAAAACUAAAGACAGCAAAAAGUAUAGAUGAUAAAAGUUAUCAACUCAUACAAACAAAACCAUAGUAAAUCACAUAAUAAAACCGUUGAUAAAAAGUAAUUUUGUAUUGAAAAAAGUAAAGCUGUACUUUUCUAGAAAACUGA
Drosophila eugracilis is the source of this 648-nucleotide messenger RNA. RefSeq names its product RNA-binding motif protein, X-linked 2. Gene Ontology annotation, biological process: mRNA splicing, via spliceosome. Bases 69 to 536 code for a protein of 155 amino acids. Gene Ontology annotation, cellular component: catalytic step 2 spliceosome; precatalytic spliceosome; U2 snRNP. Gene Ontology annotation, molecular function: RNA binding. The record is from RefSeq and is a predicted model, not a curated record. The transcript has 2 exons. NCBI's taxonomy places the organism in Eukaryota, Metazoa, Arthropoda, Insecta, Diptera, Drosophilidae.